This is a messenger RNA of Helobdella robusta, 1395 nucleotides long. RefSeq lists its product as hypothetical. The transcript has 4 exons. The record is from RefSeq and is a predicted model, not a curated record. NCBI's taxonomy places the organism in Eukaryota, Metazoa, Annelida, Clitellata, Rhynchobdellida, Glossiphoniidae. The coding region runs from base 1 to 1395 and encodes 464 amino acids.
AUGGCACCGGUCCUAUACCAAUGCACGGUUUGUUUAAAUCAUUAUAAAAUAAAACCGGACGGUAAACUAUAUCGACAUGGAGGCAAAGUGAAGGGCCAGGAAUGCCCUGGUUCGUUCAAGGCAGCCGACCAGCCUCCGGCUGGUUCAUCUGCUUCCGCGCGACCGCCGCUUACCGCUGCACCUGUCAUCAACCCUCAUGUUGCUACACGCGGUUCUUCGGCGUCGGUCUCGGAGAGUCCCUCUCAAGUGGAUUUUUUUCAUGUUUUUGACAGGCUGACGGUCGUUUUGAGGACUGCCCACCUGUAUGAUCACGUUCCCAAACCGUGCAGAGACAAGGUAUCUAAAGCAUUGUCGGCUUUAUUGACGGCCGUUUGCGAUGAUCCCUGCGACGCGGCCCAUUGGUGCAGGCUCCAAUGUUUUUUCGCAUUCGUUUUGUUCAAGCCAACCAGGGGCGGUCGUAGGACUAAUCAAGCCAAUUACGUUAUUAAACGGUUGGCCGAAUUCAAUUCGACCGAGGUCGAGUUUAUUGUGGCAAGCUUCAACACUGACCACAACACCAAACCGCGUAAGCACAAUCCAAACAGUUGGAUUAGUGCAGUAACCACUCGGAUUGAACAGGGCAGUCUCUCGGCGGCCGAGCCGUUCAAUGGUCGCGUUUCACCAGCCCAGAUGUUGACGGCUUUAAAGUCGUUUAAUAAUGGUUCAUCGGGAGGCCUUGAUGGCUUGAGGCCUCAGCACAUAAAGGAUUUACUUUCCGGUCCGACGCCCACCGAUGAAUUGUUAAAUAACUUCACCCGAUUUGCCCUCGAACGUGUCUCUCUUCUCCCGGUCCACGACGCGCUGACAAUCAUCCGCGGCGCCCUCAGUUUGCCGAAAUUGAUGUAUUUUUUGCGCACAUCCAAUUUUGUUAAUGCGGCCAUUUUGGGCGAAUUUGAGGGUGCUCAGCGGGUGGCCCUCUCAGCUAUAUGUAACGAACCGUCGGGCAUUGCGGCGCACGACGGUAAGCGCCCUGACGGGUGUACCUUGAUCCCUUGGAGAGCCGGCAGGUGCUUGGCGUGGGAUGUUACCGUUCCGGGCACCUUUGCAGAGCGCUACGUGCAGCUUACUAGCAAAGAAAGCGGUUUGGCUGCAACCAGAGCAUCUGACGAGAAGAUCAAAAAGUACGACGGAGCUCUCCUCUCGAUGGAGUUUUUACCGAUUUGUAUCGAGGUCCUCGGCCUCAUGGAUCGUAACACCUCCGGGUUUUUCAAUCGGAUUUGUAAAAAUAUCAGUAUUAGGUCAGGCGAUAGUAGGGAAUAUUUUUUUGCUAUGAAUAAUAUCUCGUGCAUUCUGCAGCGGUUUUUGCGCGUCUGUGUGUUGGAAAAUGUGGAGUUGAAUGCCGACGGGGUUGAGUGA